Molecule: messenger RNA, 1190 nt
Organism: Fomitopsis serialis
Lineage: Eukaryota; Fungi; Basidiomycota; Agaricomycetes; Polyporales; Fomitopsidaceae
Exons: 1
Coding region: 366-1028 (220 amino acids)
Source: RefSeq, a predicted model, not a curated record
UCGUCCCUAGGCCCCGCCGCCUUGCCCUUGCCCGGGCCGCCCGCGUAGAUCUCCGUCCAAUACCGCGCCGUCUCCUCGAAGCUGCUCUUGCUGGUCAUGAAGUGCUUCGCGACCUCGGCGUCCUGGGGGUCGCGCGGCUCGGGCGAGCAGAGGAGCGACUGGAGGGAGAUGAGCGUGGAUUUGAGCGUGAGCACGGGGCUCCAGGCGUCCUUGAGGAUGUCAAGGCAGAUCGCGCCCGACGCGGAGGAGACGUUCGGGUGGUAGAUUUUCGUAAUGAACUUCAUCUUGACCGGCUGGAACGGGUAUGAAUCGGGGAUGACGAUGUCCUGUACAAGGGGGCGCUGGUUACUGGGUUGCAGGUGAGGAUGCGGGACGGGAGGGACGUACGACCUGGAAGUGGCCGCCCUCGUAUGGGGUGUCCUCAGGGCCAUCGAACGAGCCUAUUAGGUGGAACGGCGAGUUGUCGACGAGAUCGAUCUCGAUGUUCGAGGACUUGUCGUUCUUGCAGUCUGGCUGGAAUGUAUGAGGUGCAUCAUGGGGCUACCGAGGGCCUCGUUUGGUACGCACCCGCGAUCUCCUUGUUCACGCGACGAAGCCUGGCGUCCAUGUUGGAUCUGCAGGCCGGGGUGGUGCAAUGGCGGUAUGCGAGCACUGGUGGGACGUUUGAGCACCGAGGAUGGCAAGAGUAUGGUACACCGGAAGACCACAAGCGCCCAAGGAGACGCGACUACCCGGGCCGGCCGGCUAUGGCGUUCACUGCGUGUGCUCCGAAAAUGUUCCUCGCCUCCACUGCUCUCAGAAUUUUCGAAGUUCAAAAAGAUUGGGCAGCCCGCGGUGUCCUGUGCGGGCGGCUCGCGGCAUGGCCGGACUUGAGGGUUACAUAUGAUACCCAGUCCGGUGCGCAUGUCACGGUCUUCCUUCGUACCUCUCGGUCAGCCACGGAGACGACCAUCUUCCAGCCGACCGUACACCGAGGUAGGACACCCGGAGAGCCUGAGGACACCCGGAGAGGGGAUGAACCUGGAUGAACAUAGCAGUCGCAACGCUGGUGUAGCGUUGCGAUGUCUGGCGGGAACACAGCGUAGAAUGGCGCUCAGAUACUGUUUAAAUACUCUUGUUACAAAGAUAAACCCAGGAUAAUGCGUGUUCGUUUAGAAGUGUAAGCAACAGCUUACAAAUCUAUAGCUUAG